Bufo gargarizans (Asiatic toad) is the source of this 1099-nucleotide messenger RNA. It is a transcript of the gene NPBWR1, whose product is annotated as neuropeptides B and W receptor 1. Gene Ontology annotation, molecular function: neuropeptide receptor activity; neuropeptide binding. Gene Ontology annotation, biological process: neuropeptide signaling pathway. Bases 113 to 1078 code for a protein of 321 amino acids. The record is from RefSeq and is a predicted model, not a curated record. NCBI's taxonomy places the organism in Eukaryota, Metazoa, Chordata, Amphibia, Anura, Bufonidae. The transcript is spliced from 2 exons. Gene Ontology annotation, cellular component: neuron projection; membrane.
CAAGCAUCUCUCCGCACUCCGCUCCAACAUCAUUCUACCUAAUGCAGCCACAAGGCAUCCGGAACCAGAAGAAAAUACAAAUAAGUGACUCCUAAGACAGACAGGAAGGAAGAUGGAAAACAUAUCUGUGGAUUAUUUAUCAAAUUCAUCAAGGAGGUCAGAGUGGCUGAAUGGAUCAAUAUCACAGGCCAUUCCUAACUUCUAUCUGGCAUUACCCAUCAUCUAUUCUAUUAUCUGUGCCAUCGGAUUGACUGGAAACACCGCUGUCAUAUAUGUCAUCCUCAAGGCUCCGAAAAUGAAAUCCGUCACCAACAUAUUUAUCCUAAACUUGGCUAUAGCAGAUGAACUCUUCACACUGGUCCUCCCCAUUAAUAUAGUUGACUACUUACUGCUGCAGUGGCCCUUUGGAGAGUUUAUGUGUAAACUGAUUAUCUCCAUUGAUGAAUAUAAUACCUUUUCCAGCAUUUAUUUUCUAACCGUUAUGAGCAUUGACAGAUACCUUGUGGUAGCUGCAACAGUAGAAUCCAAGAAACUUUCCUUUCGGACCUAUCGAGCUGCCAAAGUUGUCAGCCUUUGUGUAUGGACUUUUGUCACCAUAAUAAUUCUUCCAUUUGUUAUCUUUGCCAAGAUUCACCAAGAACAUGGGCGUCUGCAAUGUCUUUUUGUUUUUCCUAAUCCAGAAGGUCUGUGGUGGCAGAUGAGUAGGAUCUACACCCUUAUUAUGGGGUUUGCCAUACCUGUGUCUACUAUAUGCAUCUUAUAUACCAUGAUGCUUUACAAAUUGAGAAGAAUGCGUCUGAACACCAACGCAAAAGCUUUAGAUAAAGCUAAGAAAAAAGUGACGUUCAUGGUUGCCAUCAUUUUAGCAGUAUGCUUGUUUUGCUGGACUCCUUAUCAUCUCAGCACUGUGGUGGCUUUAACCACAGACAUCCCACAGACUCCACUAGUUAUUGGGAUCUCUCUUUUUAUUACCAGUUUGAGUUAUGCCAAUAGCUGCCUCAAUCCAUUCCUGUAUGCAUUUUUAGAUGACAAUUUCAGAAAAAGCUUCCGGAAACUAGUAGAAUGUAGGUCAUCCUGAAGGAUGUCUAUGGAUGACCUG